This is a messenger RNA of Boeremia exigua, 1659 nucleotides long. RefSeq lists its product as uncharacterized. The transcript has 2 exons. The record is from RefSeq and is a predicted model, not a curated record. NCBI's taxonomy places the organism in Eukaryota, Fungi, Ascomycota, Dothideomycetes, Pleosporales, Didymellaceae. Bases 410 to 1159 code for a protein of 249 amino acids.
CGUCACAGCCUGUCGCGCCUUUGGAAUCAGGGCAGGCCAGCCAGCACACCGCCGAAGCCCACUUGCUUAAGAGCCUGUCGAGCCUGCCCUUGACCCGUUUGUAGCACCUCGCCUGAUUGCCAGCUCAUAGCCCUCAUUGUCUGCGAUCGCACUUGUCGACUAUUCAUAGGCAGCGACGCGCCCGUUUCAGAAUUUCUGAGGGGAAAGCCGCCGUCCAACCAGCUCGCACCCGCCUUUGUGAGACAGCCGCCGCGCAUCGCAUUGUCAACGCAUCGCCAAAGGCCCCAAAGAAAUCCACGCCAUAUAAGGCGUUUCUGCACGUCUCCUCUGCGACUUUAUCGACAGCCAAGAACCCCUUUCUCUGCAAUCCCGCGCAUUCCUCACCACUCCCAUCAACACCACCGCAACCAUGGCGCAACUCGUGGCAAAGUAUGCGGCGAAGAAGAUGCUCGCAGGCGAAAUGAGCAAGUACGCCAACAAGGCCGCUGCUGGCCCAUAUGACCCUUUCUACGAGGAGAUUCCCCACCCCAGGAAGCCCGGCAAGACGAAGAAAGUCAAGAAGCAGAUUCCCGCCUACAUCCCCGAGCAGGAGGCCAACAUCCUGGCCAAAGCCCGCAAAACUGCCUACAGACUCGAUUUCGCCCUGUUCAGUUUCAUGGGCAUGCGCUUCGGCUGGUCGUCCGUGAUUGGCCUGGUGCCUGCCAUCGGUGACGCCGCAGAUGCCCUGCUCGCACUCAACCUCAUCAUGCGAAUGCGCAAGGUCUCAUGCGGCCUGCCCAACGCCGUGCUGUUCAUGAUGAUGUUCAACCUGGCGCUCGACUUCGUCGUCGGCCUCGUGCCGUUCAUUGGCGAUUUGGCCGAUGCCGCCAUCAAGUGCAACGGCAAGAACGUCCGCCUGCUGGAGGAGCACCUCGACAAGGUGUACAUGCCCGACGAGCUGAAGUCUAAGAACUCGAAGCUGCCGAGGGAGAGCCGCCCGCGUCCUGCGUCUGUCUAUAUUGAUGUUUCAGACGAAGAGGAUGGCCGUCACGCUGCCUACGAUGAUCGCCACGACGAUGUGCGCCAGCCUCAGCGCGCGUACUCUGGGCGUAGGGAUAGAAUUCCUGAUGAGGAGAUGGGCCGUGUUGACCGCCACGACACCCGGCGCAGCAAGCGAUAGUGCUAUUUCUUUUGUUUGUGUAUAUAUUCCGAUUGUAUAGACAGUCAUUCCCUUAUCCUCAUGCCACAGUACAGCCUUCAGCGCUUCUGGUUUGCCGGUUGGCCCCACAGAUACCCAUCGAGAUUCCAUUGUCAUAGUUAAUCAUUGUAAUACCACCUCAUCAUCAUCAUUUCUUGUAUCUUUAAUACUGUUUCAGGGCUAUUCGUUUAUAAGAAGUCUCCGUUUAUAUCCAAACCAACUCCAAUCGACAUGAUUCCACGAUAACGAGCCUGUGUUCCUACCGUAUUUGGCAAUCACAAGAUCCCCCCCUCAAGAUAACAGAAACAUCAACGCCUUCUCCCAUCGCAGCUCUGCCCUCGAUAUGAAUUGCGUUGUUUCUUUUAUUAUAGACAGGGGGCAUAGAGAAGUUUGAGGGCCUCUAGGGUUAAUUGUGGCUCUCGCUGUACAAGGGUCUAUGUACGUGACAGAAUGGCCCGAGGGUGAUGUGUAUUAGUGACAAG